AACCAGGUCUUCGUGGAGACCACAUCUUCAUUCUGCCUGAGACAUCUCAGCCCCUGCCAGUAGCCACCAUGUCAUUGGUCCUGCUUUCUAUACUCUGGCUCAUUGUUCAAACUCAAGCAAUAGCCAUAAAGCAAACACCUGAAUUAAAUCUCUUUGAAGUGGUUCGUCCUAAAAAACUUCAUAUUUUACACAAAAGAGAGAUCAACAACAACCAGACAGAGAAUCAUGGCAAAGAGGAAAGAUAUGAAUCUGAAGUUCAAUAUCAGAUUACAUUAAACGGAGAAGAAGUCAUUCUUCACCUAGAAAAAAACAAGAACCUCCUGGGACCAGACUACACUGAAACACACUACUCGUCCAGAGGAGAGAAGAUCACCACAAACCCUCAGAAUGUGGAACACUGCUAUUAUGAAGGGCACAUACAAAAUGAAAAGGACUCUGUUGCCAGCAUGAGUACUUGUGAUGGGCUGAGGGGAUACUUCACACAUCAUGAUCAGAGCUACCUGAUAAAGCCUUUGCAAAGCACAAACCAGGCAGAGCAUGCUGUCCUCACAUAUAACCAGGAGGAGCUAGACCUAGCUAAUCACACCUGUGGAAAGAGAAAUGUUGGCAGGAAACAAAGCCCUGUCCGAACCUUUAGGUCGCUCAAUAAUCUAACACAAGAAGAUUUUCUUCAGGCUGCAAAAUACAUUGAUCUCUUUUUGGUGCUGGAUAAUGCCUUUUAUAACAUGUAUAAGGGAAAUGUGACUUUGAUAAGAAGCUUUGUGUUUGAUGUGAUAAACCUACUCAAUGUGAUUUACAAUACAAUAGAUGUUCAAGUGGCCUUGGUAGGUAUGGAAAUCUGGUCUGAUAGUGAUAAGAUCAAGGUGGAACCCAACGUAGGCACCACCUUUAACAACUUCCUGAGGUGGCAUCAUUCUAACCUGCGGAAAAUGAAGAUCCAUGACCAUGCUCAGCUACUCAGUGGAAUUGGCUUCAACAAUCGAAAAGUGGGAAUGGCAGCCUCAAAUUCCUUGUGUUCACCAUCUUCAGUUUCUGUUAUUGAGGCUAAAAAAAAGAAUAAUGUGGCUCUUGUGGCAGUGAUAUCCCAUGAGUUGGGCCAUGUCCUUGGCAUGCCUGAUAUUCCAUAUCACAUCAAGUGUCCCUCUGGGAGUUGUGCAAUGAAUCAAUAUCUGAGUUCAAAAUUCCCAAAGGAUUUCAGUACAUCCUGCCGCUCACAUUUUGAAAAAUAUCUUUUAUCUCAAAAACCAAAGUGCAUCCUACAAGCACCAGCUCCUAAAAACAUAAUAACAACACCAGUGUGUGGGAACCAACUUCUGGAAGUAGGAGAAGAUUGUGAUUGUGGCUCUCCUAAGGAUUGUACCAAUCUUUGCUGUGAAGCCAUGACCUGCAAACUGAAACCUGGAACUGAUUGUGAGGAAGAAAGUAGGAACCAUAUCACAAAGUGAAUCAAAACAUCUGUUCAUUGAGAUGCUACCUUUUCAGGAUAAGAAUUAGGAAAUCUAAACUUGCCAGAAGUCUUGUGUAUUUUCAACUUUGUACUUAUAUAUAUUAUAAUUUUCACUUAUCAUUCUGCUUCCUAUAUUUUACCAGUCCAAUCAUCAGGUAAACCAAUGCCCUCAGAGAAGUUGCCUGUUCUUUUUUGGCCUGGCAUUCAAUAUACUUAUAAAGAACAUGAAGCCAUUACUUAACUCUGAUAUGUAGAGAACAAAAGGAAUUAGCCUUUGCCCAAAAGGCUUCAAAAUGUACUGCCAAAUUAUUCAGAGUCGACCCAGAAUUGUAAAAUUACAAGCGAUUUGUAUUUCAACCCCACUUUCAUUUUACUAGUACAGCCUAUGAAAAAAUAAAAUCACUUGAUAAAUGAGGUCUUUUUGGAAGAAAGGAGAGCAGAGUUCAUAUGUGUUGUGUUACUCCUCACUGCACUUGCCUUAUGCUUAUAAGCAUAGUAAUUUUAGUGAUUUUCUAUAUUGCAUCAGGAUUCAUUAAAUUUGAACACUUCAUUUUAUCAUGUAUAACCUUUUAUGCAUGUUUUUCACCAUCACAUGUAAAAUUUACUUUUGAAAAG
This is a messenger RNA of Choloepus didactylus (southern two-toed sloth), 2062 nucleotides long. RefSeq names its product ADAM like decysin 1 (gene ADAMDEC1). NCBI's taxonomy places the organism in Eukaryota, Metazoa, Chordata, Mammalia, Pilosa, Megalonychidae. Gene Ontology annotation, biological process: proteolysis. Bases 69 to 1445 code for a protein of 458 amino acids. The transcript is spliced from 14 exons. The record is from RefSeq and is a predicted model, not a curated record. Gene Ontology annotation, molecular function: metalloendopeptidase activity.